UUCACGUGAAGCAAAAACAAAAUGUCCAAUUUGCAGAGGGAAAAUGAUGCUGCUAAAUCGCUUUUCAGAAGACUUGAGGUUUUAUUUCCUAUCAUACAGUAGCUGACUGUUCAAGUAGUCCGUGUCUGUCCCAACCCAGUGCUGUGAAUUAGGACCAAGUUAUAGUUGAAUGUGUGCACUUCAGCACUUUUACUCAGCUGUGUCAUUUGGUACUUUGACCUUAUGCGGGAGCUGAUAAAUCAACAGUUUUUGUAAUUGUGUUCAUAUUUCAACACGAAAUGGUCGUAAACGCGUUGUAAAACACAUAAGGUGUUUUUGUUUCUUCAGCUUUACCUGAUCCUUUAAUGCGCUGACUGAACAGAUUAGCGGCAGUUUGUUCCACUCCGUUGCUCCCUAUUCCAAAUGUCCCGAUUUACUGCUUAAAAUAACAAAUUGUUCCACAGAUGAUCGAAGAUCGUAAAUUCACCAGACGCGCACACGCACACGCACACACACUGCAAAGGUUACAUAUUUAUUUCUCCUGGAAGUCUGCAGUCACUCCUAUCGUGUGCGGAGAGUACAAUCAGCACCGAGACAGAGCGGCCAUGGUAUCCCGGGUGUCGUUCACCCAGCUGCGGUUCGAAGCGGAGCUGGAUCGGUACCGGGCCGAAUGCCUGUGGGACAGAAUCCCACCUGUCAUCGAACACAUGCAGGCUGCACAUAUGCAUGAAGAUGAUGAUUAUGGGGCACUGCUAUUGGCCGAGGCUCUUCUAGAAGAGUGCCUGCAAGAAAAUAUGGACCUAUUACGGCGAUCCACACCUUUAAUGGACAAGACGCAACCCAAAAUAUGCCGUGCCAAAAGCUACCUCAACAACAUUCUAAGCCGAGGCCGUCUCACGCCCAAGUACUUGAAUGAAGCUCUGCUGCUGAUGGCCAAAGUGCACUAUGUGCAGGGUCGCCACCGCGAUGCUCAGGGAAUGUGUGCAAGGGUGGGAUUGGAGGAGCUUACACGUGACGAACAGCCCACUUACCACCUGCGCCUGCUGGCUGAGGCCUUCAUCAUUAAAGGUUUAUCUCUGGACCACCAGGCACUUUCUUCAGUGUCUCGUAUUCGUCUGAUAGAAAGGGAGGAAGAGAGUCUUUCCUGUUAUCUCAAAGCUUGCGACGCUGCUCUGUCAUAUCUGCAGGAGCUUGAUAAGACCGUAACAACGCCCCACAGUAAGACAGCCAAACUCAGUCUGCUUGCUCCACCUGUGGACAUGGACCUGGGUUUUUUUCUUCAGGCGGCUCUACAGAGCGCUUACCUGUGUUUGCUGCAAAGAGGUCAUUUGGCGCAGGGUGCUCACCAGCUGCGUCGUGUGAUGAGGGUGGUAGAGUCACGAGCGUCUCAGGGUUUCAGGAAGGCUGCAGCAAGAAAACUAGCAGAGGUCCUGCUGAGCUCAGUGAGUGACGACAGCUACUGGCCUCCCCUGGGCCCCCCACCCACCGCCUGGCUCCGUAGAGAGGGAGCCGCCACCUCAAAAGAAGCACUCUACCCUACCUUCAAACCACCACAACGUUACAGCACUGACAGUUGCUUCUGUCCCCAGGACGUGGUAGAAGAAGCUGUCUUACUGCUUCUAAUUACCGAGUCCAUGGCCAGUGGUGAUGCAGUCAUCAGCCGGCAGCCAGACCAGGCCGAGGCGCGCCGGGCAACCUUGCAGGAUUCGGUCUCUGUCUACGACUUGCUCACUAUCGGCAUGGCCAGGAGAGGGCAGUACACAAUGUUGUCUGAGUGUCUCGAGCGAGCAAUGAAGUUUUCAUUCAAUGAGUUCCACCUCUGGCACCAGUUGGGCUUGUCACUCAUGGCGUCUGGGAAGGCGGUUGGUGCUGUGUCUGUUUUUAAGGAAUGUGCCAGGAUGAGACCAGAGGACCCAUCAUUGCCUCUGUUGGCUGCAAAAGUUUGCAUUGGUCAGCUGCACUGGUUUUCAGAAGCAGAGUUUCUGUCCCAGAGUGUUGUGUCCAAGGGAGACUUGGCUGGAGAAUUUCUUCCCCGGGCCUACCUAGCUUUGGGACUCUCCUACAGUCUGCAGGCUUCUGAUGCCUCUCUGAAGGAAGAUCGGGAUGAAUACAACAAAAAGGCACUACGAUAUCUGAGAAAGGCUCAUUCAUUUGACCCACAGGAUGCUCACAUUACCAUGUGCCUGGCUCUUCAGUUGGCACUUGUGCGCCAGGUAUCGGCAGCCAUGGAGUCCUUGCAGGAGGCUUUAUCUCUCCAAGGGGAUGACUUACACUCCCUCCACUUGCUGACUCUUCUCCUCAGUGCUCAGAAACACCACCGCCAUGCCCUGGACACCUUGGGACUGGCCCUCAGCCAACACCCUGACAACUUCAAUUUGCUGUUCACAAAAGUUAAGCUUGAAGAGGUCCUCUAUGGCCCAGCUGUGGCCUUACAAACCUGUGAAGAAAUGUUGCAAUGCUGGCAAAGCCGCUAUGAUGUCAGUCCCUCAAAUGAGACAGAUGACACCAGCAGUGUUCCAGUGGUUGAGAGGCGCGGGGCUAGCCCUGGAUUCAGUAAAACAUCCAUCCACCUCACUCUGCCCGACUUCCAAGACACUUCCACUGGGUCCAUGAGUCCAACGGUUGCAGCAUCUCGCCUGGAUGCGGCCCUCUCAGAAGUGUCAGACAUUAGCUUAAUGCAUCGCCAAGGACCUACGUACAUCUGGACUACCCUGGAACGCAUCUGGCUGCAAGCUGUGCUGGUGAAAGAUGAGAGGGGGUUAAGGAUCGGAGGCAAUGGGACGAUGGUUGGGACAAUUUGAGUGACGGGGCCAGAAAGGAGGGAGCGGAUGUCGUCUACCUUAGUUCUGAAGAACUCAAGGUAGGUGUUACAUUGAUCAGCUGUUGUGUUAUGGUGUUUGGAGGUUUGUGGUUGCAGAAAGUGGUUGACGGUGGAGAAGAGUGUUUUAGAGUUGCCAGGGUUAUUGUUGAUUAUGUUGGAGUAAAAUUGUGAUUAUGCCUUCCUGAGGGACCUUGCAUCUUGGCUGGCUGCAGAGCCAGAGACAAAGCUCUCUGCAGAGCUGAAGGCGAGCUGCAGAGUUAGAGGAGAGGCUGGAGGCGGCGUCGAACCCACUGUUGGCGAGGCUGGAAGCGGCGUUGGAACCACUGGAGUCGAUGCUGGAGGCGGCGCCGGACCCACUGGAGGCAGCGUCGUACCCAUCAGAGGAGCUUGUGGCAUCGGACCCACUAGAGUAGCCGUUGGCGUCAAACCCACUGGAGUAGCUAGUAGCAGCGGCCUUGCAGAAGGUGGCGGUGUCUGCAGGGGAAUCACAGAGAGGGCUAGCAGCGUCUGCACAAGAAACAGAUCCUCCCUCUCCAGCUCCACAAAAACCUUCCAGUAGCACUCCGCGCUGUACUUCACUUGUCACUGGUCACUUGUUGGAAGAGGAAGAGCUGGUACUGGACUUAGAGCUGACAGCGCCCCUGCUGGUGAACAGGCGAGCAGCGCCCUUGCAGGGUGAAACUGUGCAUCUCCAAUGGCACAGCCGCCAAUGUUAACCCCCGCCCCCCUCCUCAGGAAGCGGAUACAAAAUGCCCUCUCUCACAGCAGGAGCAGAAGCCAAGUUUGGGAGAAGGGAGGUCUGGAGUAGGGCGGCAGCUUCCUCUCCUGCAGGUUCCCCACAUUCUUUAAGUUAAGCAGGAACAUGCACAGGAAGUUGCAGUGGAGCGGUUACAGGCAUAGGCAGACGCCGUGGAGCAGGGACUGGAACAAUAGGAAGCUUGAGCAUGCGUGGAGCAAGUGCCUUGGAAAACUGUGGAGUAGGUGAGGCGGGCGAAGCUUGCAUCUUCAGGGAAUAUAUGCAUUAUACCUUAACAAAAUGUCCAUAGUGUCAGUUGUAUAUAAUUUAAUGUCUCUUGGUGAAAGCUGGGUCAUGGGCCAAGAAAACAUGUAUGUAUGUGUGCAGCUGAAAGAGAGUCUUUGAGCAGCGUGAUGUCAUCAGGACAUGCCACAGGUGCUGGAGGCAUGAAGUCAUCAUGCAUGGCUGUUGCUUCCGUGCACGUUUUUUUGUUGUUUUUUUCCCCGUGUUUCUUUCUUCAUUCCACGAAAUGCAACGUUCAAGAACAACGAGCGCAAUCUUUUUUCUUAAAGAUUAUUUUGAAAUUAUUUAUUUUAUUACAACAAGCUCAAUUUCUGUGAGUCGCUCUCUUUCUCUCUUUACGGUAACAAUGUUUUUUUUUUUAUAUACCUUUGUUUAUAAAGUUCAACAUUUACAAACAUUAGAAAACAUGAAAUAAUAACAAGGAUAAUUUAAAACAAGUACAAAAACAAUACAACACAGCGCCAUGGGGUUGUUAAUUCAAUAAAGUAAUUAUAGUAGAAUGUAAUGUUUUCACAGCUUUUUGGUUGCUAGAGUUAGAUAGCGUUCUAACUUUUUUUUUGAAAGGCACAAAACACAGGUCGGGUAUUGAGAACCUUAUAUUUAUGAAUAUAAAACUAGCCAAUAGUAUGAUAAGUUUGCAAAGGUAAAAUUCAUUUUAAAGUUUUUUCUCAGAGUGUAAAUCCAAAUAGCACAUCUUUAAGACAGCACAAAAUUUGUCAUAAAUGUUGUCCAAGAUGAAACGAGAAAUGCCUUGCCAUAGUGAUAGAGUGCUUUCACAAGUCCGAUAAAGGUGGUAAACAGUCUCUAGAUACAUGUUACAUAAGGUGCAGGUAAUAUCAAUGUCCUUCUAGUAUCUAACCAUCACAGUCUUUACAGGGUAAUAACGAUGAAUGAUCUUGAAAGAAAUCUCUUUGACUUUGUUCGUAAGUAAAUACCUGUUAGGAAGAGACCAAGUUUUGACCCAGCUGAUGUCAUAUUAUUCUAGAAUGCAAUUAUAUGGGAGACAGACAAACAAUCAUUUUGGAAUAAGCUGCAGAUUUUUCUUGAAUUUUUUUUUUAUCAAAACAAUGUUUCACUUCCUGUCAAUGAGAAAGGACUCAAAGAAAAAGGCUCCGCUUCUGCUACCGGAGUUUUUGUUAAGCCUGAAGAUUUUGACCACUGAUUUGCGAUCACAGCCACAGGAGAGUCACCUGGCAUCUUCGACCUGAUUUUGGUCAGUUGAGAGGCACUGAUACGCUGAAAUAAGGCGAGUUGGAAAAGUCGUUAGCCUCAAGCCAACGGCACGUUACCACAAUUCAAAGCGGUUACCUAGCAACCAAAAGCUACGGCGAGUUUAUAGCUGUUUUAAAGUGCUUCCGACGACGCAGAGUGAUAUAAGUUGACAGGCUGACCCUCAAAUUGAUCUCUGAACGGCGCAAGGUACGAAAUUGUUGAAACAAACAGGUUGGGGGCGGCAUGGCGUAGUAGGUAGAGCAACCGUGCCAGAAACCUGAGGGUUGCAGGUUCGCUCCCCGCCUCUUACCAUCCAAAAAUCGCUGCCCCCGGUGCCACUCACACCGGUGAACUGAAUGAUGAAUGAUAGGUGGUGGUCGGAGGGGCCGUUGGCGCAAAUUGCAGCCACGCUUCCGUCAGUCUACCCCAGGGCAGCUGUGGCUAUGAAAGUAGCUUACCACCACCAGAUGUGAAUGAAUGAUGGGUUCUACAUGUAAAGCGACUUUGGGUACUUAGAAAAGCGCUAUAUAAAUCCCAGUUAUUAUUAUUAUUAUUAAAAGUGCCGCAAGUCGCUAAAGAAGCAACUGCCGUUUAAGACACAAGAGGCACUGACGUCAGCGACCUGCCGCGAUGCCAAAAGCUAAAGGAAAAACUGAAAUCCCGAAACGUUCGGUGUCAGCUGACACAGGACACAAGGGGGACAAAAUUUGAGGUUGGACAUAGGACAUGAUGGGAAUCAAGAAGGGAUACUACAAAAACUAUUCCAUGAAUUUAAAGAAGAAAUGAAAGAAGAAUUGGAAGAAAUGAUGGAUGGAUGGAAAUAAGAAAUUAAAGAAUAUCUGAGAAAAGCAACAACAGAACACAAACAAGAUAUGAAAAGUCUGCAGGAAAAUAUAGAAAGUCUGCAAACUCAGAAUAACAGCAUAAAAAAGGACGCCUAUGAAACGCACCAACAAAUGAAGACCCUUCAAGAAGACAACAACAUGCUGUGGAAUAUCAUAUAUGAAAUGGAUCAGGAUAAACGAAUGAAUGACAUCAUCGUGACAGGGCACCGAAUUAAACCAAGAUCCUAUGCGAAUGCUGUGAAUAAUGGAGGUGAACCAGAUGAAAUGGAUAUUGUCUCAGCAGAACAGCAAGUGGUCAACUUUCUACAAUCAAAGGAAAUUGAAAUUGACAUUAAUACCAUUGAAACAUGCAUUCCACUGAACGGAAGAAACAACAACGCCACUCCAGUCCUCCUCGUGAAACUCGUAAAAAGAAAAUCAAAAAUGGCAUUGCUGAUACAGGGAAAGAAGCUGAAGGGAACAAAUGUGUACAUGAAUGAGCAUCUCACAAAACGUAAUGCUGGAAUCGCCACAAAAGCACCCGACUUGAGAAAGCAUGAAAAAAUCCAGGGAACUUGGAGCGCCAACUGUAAAAUCUACAUCAAACUGAAUGGAAGUCCAGAAGCAAGAGUACUUGUUGUCUAUGACAUCAAGGACCUGGACAAAUUUUAAGUUUACACAGCUUCCACAACAACGAUGAUAAUGGACUCUAUAACUAAAAAAAACACCUAAAUUCAACAUCAACACUUCUAUGUUCCAAGGGACGACUAAACAAAAAGACCUAGAUUCAGGAGUGCAUCCACCUACACUUAUAGAGAUUAUUGACAACAUCAAAGAUUGUUGAACAAGAAAAUAUGGAACUAAAAAACUUCUGCAACAAAGAUCACAAAAAACAGGAUUUGGAAAAUGAUAUAGAUCCAGAUACAAUUUUUUUUCUCCCACAUCAGUAAUAAUUGUUUUUAUUAUAAAGACGAACAAUAUAAUAGCAACAUUAAAUGUGAUAACAAAUUGUCAAUUAUUCAUUUUAAUAGCAGAAGCUUGUAUGCAAAUUACAACCACAUUAAGAACUUUUUGGAACACAUCAACGAACCCUUCAAAGUGAUCGCUGUCACAGAAACAUGGAUUGAUGAUAAAAAAAGGAAUAGAUUUUGAUCUGGAAGGAUAUGAACUAAACUACAUCAACAGAACCAACAAAAAUGGAGGAGUAGCUGUGUACGUGAUGUAGAACCUGAACUACAAAGUGAUAAAAAAAACAUGUCAUUUGCUAUAAAUAAUAUCUUAGAAUGUAUAAUCAUUGAAAUAUGUCAGAGAAGAAGAUGAUUGCUUUCAAAAUUGAGCUAGAAAAGCAAAAUUGGGAUAAUGUGUACAAUGAAAAAGAGGUUGAUGAAGCAUAUGAACAUUUCUUAAUCAAGUUCAUAAUACUUUAUGACAAACAUUGUCCAUGGAUACAACUCUGUAGAAAGCAGAGAAAGAAUAAUCAACCAUGGAUGACAAAAGGAUUAAAAAAUGCUUGUAAUAAGAAGAAUACACUAUAGAAAAGGUAUAGCACAAAGAACUACAGAGGCAGAAAAUAAGUACAAAAAGUAUAAACACAAGCUAACAAACAUACUACGAGCAUGUAGAAAAGAAUAUUACAGUGAAUUAUUGGACAGGAACAAAAACAAUAUGAGAGCAACAUGGGGCAUCCUCAAUAGCAUUAUUAAAAAUGGCACUAAGAGGGAUUACCCCCAAUACUUCUUAGACGGAAACAAAAAUAAUGACAACAUAAAGGAAGUAGUUGAAAGCUUCAAUAAUUACUUUGUAAAUAUUGGACCAAAAUUGGAAGAAAGGAUUCCAGACCCAGUUUCAAUUGAGGACUAUAAUGAUACCAUAGAGUGAAAUCCCAACUCCAUGUUCCUCAGUAAUGUGACACAGGAGGAAAUAGUUACAAUCGUGAAAAAAUGCAAAUCUAAGACUUCAACGGAUUGUAAUGGUAUUGAUAUGGAAACAAUGAAAAAGGUUAUUGAAGAGAUCUCAGGACCAUCCAUCCAUCCAUUUUCUACCGCUUAUUCCCUUCGGGGUCGCGGGGGGCGCUGGAGCCUAUCUCAGCUACAAUCGGGCGGAGGGCGGCGUACACCCUGGACAAGUCGCCACCUCAUCGCAGGGCCAACACAGGACCAUUAAUGUAUAUUAGUAACCUAUCAUUUCAAACAGGCAAAUUUACAAACAAAAUGAAAAUAGCUAAAGUUGCACCAAUUUAUAAGACUGGAGACAAACACCAAUUUACAAAUUAUAGACCUGUUUCUUUACUUCCACAAUGUUCUAAAAUCAUUGAAACUGUUCAAUAACAGAUUAGAGAGUUUCACAAAAAAAAAAAUAGAAUACUCGAAGAGAACCAAUAUGGAUACAGAGCUAAUCUUUCAACUUCGAUGGCUUUAAUUUAAAUUACAGAAGAAAUUACCAAUGCAAUAGAUAGUAAAAAAUGUGCGGCAGCAGUUUUUAUGGAUCUAACUAAAGCAUUUGACACAAUUAAUCACAAUAUUUUAAUCAAAAAACUAGAACGAUAUGGCAUCAGAGGGUUAGUCUUAAACUGAAUAAGAAGUUAUCUAAUGAACAGGAAACAAUACGUGAAGCUAGGCGAACACACAUCUACAACGCUAAAUAUAUCCUGUGGUGUACCUCAGGGAUCAAUACUCGGACCAAAAUUUAUCAAUCUCUAUAUAAAUUACAUUUGUAAAGUUGCAAAAGAUUUAAAGUUAGUAUUAUUUGUGGAUGAUACAACAGUGUUUUGUUCAGGAGAGGACACACAGAAGCUAAUACAAAUAAUAACUGAAGAAAUUAACAAAUUAAAAAGAUGGUUUGACAAAAACAGACUAUCUUUGAAUCUCAGUAAAACUAAAAUAAUGCUAUUUGGUAACAGUAGAAGAGAAAGUCAAACACAAAUACAAAUAGACGGAAUAGAAAUUGAAAGAGUAAAUGAAACCAAAUUUCUAGGUAUAAUGAUUGAUGAUAAAUUGAACUGGAAAUCUCAUGUAAAAAAUAUGCAACAUAAAGUAGCAAGAAACACGUCAAUAAUGAAUAAAGCAAAACAUGUUCUAGACCAAAAAUCACUUCAUAUGUUCUACUACUCGCUAUUGUUACCAUAUCUGAGUUAUUGUGUAGAAAUAUGGGGAAAUAACUACAAAAGUGCACUUCAUUCAUUAACGGUGUUACAAAAAAGAUCAGUCAGAAUAAUACAUAAUGUUGGAUAUAGAGAACAUACAAACCCUUUAUUUAUUGAAUCAAAAAUACUGAAAUUCCACGACGGAGUGAAUUUGCAAACAGCUAAAAUUAUACACAAAGCAAACUAUAAACCUGCUACCCAAAAAUAUACAACAAUUCUUCUCAAAAAAAGAGGAGAAAUAUAAUCUUAGAGAAAAAUGUUAUUUAAAACAUUUGUAUGCACGUACAACACUUAAGACCUUCAGUAUAUCUGUAUGUGGAAUUAAAUGAUGGAAUGGAUUAAGCAAAGCAAUCAAACAAUGUACUAAUAUGAUCCACUUCAAGAAACUCUUCAAACUUAAAGUGUUUACAAAGUACAAAGAAGAAAAACCAUGAUAAACAUUCAGAAUUUAUUUCAUUCAUCCAUUCAUUUUUAAAAUAAUCUUACUCAUCUCACCAUAUGAAAUGUAACUUACUUCACUGAGUA
Messenger RNA from Nerophis lumbriciformis (worm pipefish), 9542 nucleotides. RefSeq names its product tetratricopeptide repeat domain 7A (gene ttc7a). Gene Ontology annotation, biological process: phosphatidylinositol phosphate biosynthetic process; protein localization to plasma membrane. Lineage: Eukaryota; Metazoa; Chordata; Actinopteri; Syngnathiformes; Syngnathidae. The record is from RefSeq and is a predicted model, not a curated record. Gene Ontology annotation, molecular function: protein binding. Gene Ontology annotation, cellular component: plasma membrane.